Messenger RNA from Salvelinus namaycush (lake trout), 2036 nucleotides. RefSeq names its product zinc finger protein 271-like. The transcript is spliced from 2 exons. The coding region runs from base 35 to 1315 and encodes 426 amino acids. Lineage: Eukaryota; Metazoa; Chordata; Actinopteri; Salmoniformes; Salmonidae. Gene Ontology annotation, molecular function: RNA polymerase II cis-regulatory region sequence-specific DNA binding; DNA-binding transcription factor activity, RNA polymerase II-specific. Gene Ontology annotation, cellular component: nucleus. Gene Ontology annotation, biological process: regulation of transcription by RNA polymerase II. The record is from RefSeq and is a predicted model, not a curated record.
UGAGGGGCGUGGAACCUCAACCCAGCAUGUUAUCAUGAUAGAGUCUAUAGAUGCAGAGACUGCGGGCCCUGGAGUCAAGCAGGAGAGGUCUGAAGGAGAGGACCCACGGCACAGUAGAAACAUCCAGACUGGAGCGGCUGGAGUGCCCCCUGUAGCUACAGAGGACCCCACCACCGCCACAGUGCAGCCCAGGACCCAACGCAGCAUCACGGAGGUCAGAGACAGACACAAGUCAGAGACAGACACAGAGACUUUAACUGUAAUACAAAGCCUUUUACUCACAGAAUCUGACCACAGAUCAGACCCAGAGAGACUCGGGCUGGGGCCACUGGGCUGUGCUCCUGCUCCUGGCUCAGAGUAUUUACUUUACGGUAACCCGAACAUGAGGGCUGUUAAUUCCCAUCUGGACUCAGGUGACGUGUUAGAGACUGGCAAUGAUCCGUCUUGUUCUUACGCUACAGAGAUGGACCCUGGCAACAUGCGAUUGGGUUUAGAGACACACACUGAUCUGUCUACAGGGGACUGGAACCGGUACAGUAGUAGUGUAUACUCUGAAGGGUGCCUAGAUAAGAAAGUGGAGGUUAUAGUUGUAGAUGAAGUGACUGUGAAAGUGGAGGGUGACCCUCCCACAUGGAAUGCAGAUAGUCACCUAGGAGACAGACACUCACAGGGCAGAGAUUUCUUAGAUUACAGGGAAAGCUUAGAGACAAGUCAAAAUGUUGCGACCCAUUCCCCUUUACACGCACUCAAGGAUCACGACCCAGUGUCAACGUCGAUGGGGCAUUCCGAUUCACACGGCCGCGUCCUUUUCGAUCAGGUAUUGAACUCAAACGACAGGCCUAGAGCCCAGGUUCAGGCAGGGGGAGAAACAUCAGGUGGUAUUAAAGAGAAGCAGUUCCUCUGCACGUUCUGUAACAAAGGCUUCAGCUGCCCCCAGAAGGUGGAGAUUCACCAGAGGGUCCACACAGGGGUGAAACCCUAUAGCUGUAACCAGUGUCACAUGCGCUUCGCCCAGGCUGGCAACCUGAAGAGGCACCAGAUGGUCCACACAGGACUGAAACCCUUCAGCUGUCCCCAGUGUCCCAUGUGCUUUGCUCAGGCUGGUGACCUGAAGAGGCACCAGAGGGUCCACACAGGGGAAAAACCCUACAGCUGUACCCAGUGUCCCAUGCGCUUCGCCCAGGCUGGUCACUUGAAGAUGCACCUGAAGGUCCACACUGGAGAGAGGCCGUUCGCCUGUACACACUGCGGGAAGAGGUUCUCAGAGAGAAGCUACCUCAGGAUACACCAGCAGAAAAAACAUUCCACUCUAUAACAGAAAGUAACCAUUCCAAUCGAUAGCUUCUGAUGUUUAGAUCCUACCCUGCUUUAAAGACAAAGUUGAAUUUUCAUUGAUGUCAAUCGAAAAUAGCCACAGAUGCAUUUGGAAUAGUGAGAGUAACAGAUUUCAGUGUUUAAUAUUCCUGAGUAGAAUAUUGCAUCCAGACAUUGUGUGAUACACUGUAUGAUAUACUGUAUAACCCUAAAAAAGUCUGUUAGAUAGUGUUUGUACUGUGUCGGAUAUAAGAUGUUCAAAUGCCUGUUUCAUUACUUCCAUUCAACUACAAUUUUUCCCCAAGACACUUUUCAUGAGAAAAUGUAUGCAGUUUAUCAAGUUCAUGCAGAUUUUUAGUUGAGAAGUGUAUGUGUGGUUUUCAUAUGGUGUAUUUCAAGACUUCCUCCUGUGAUUAAACUUUUCCUGUUGUAAAGUGAUAUUCUAAGUAUAAAUACAGGUUUAAAUGGUGAAAAAAUUGAACAAAAGUAUUUUGGACAUAACUGCAAACUUCAAGGAGCAAGGUAUUCAAUGAGUUGGUUUGAUGGGAAGUUGUGAUGCCAUCGGCCUAGUGAACAAAAGAAGAAAGGCCCAACCCACCCAUGUCCUGGACCACCUAUUGAGAUGUUCCUUUUGUUAAGUAAAUCAGGUGUUACGAGGUGAAAAGGAGACUGCAGUGGCAUCUUAACACUUGUUUAAUAAACACGAAAUGGGACUUUUCAUU